Dimorphilus gyrociliatus is the source of this 1754-nucleotide messenger RNA. The record is from the annotation of a GenBank genome assembly. NCBI's taxonomy places the organism in Eukaryota, Metazoa, Annelida, Polychaeta, Dinophilidae.
ACUUCGUCAUUAGUAUUCAUGGUCCAAAUCCAAAAACAAAAUUAAUAAAAAAAGGUAAGUCAGUUUAAUCGCCAAAAAAGAUGAAUUUUUUUAUUUUUAUCAAUUAAGGAAAGGUUUUUAGUGAAGAACAAAGACCUCUUUAAGGUUUUUAAACUAUUUAAGAUCAAAUUUGUCUGUUUUUUUCAUCUUUGGUUAAAAGUGUUUUUAACUUUCGCUGAGUCAUAAGACUAGAAUUAAAUACACCAAUUCUUAUUUAUAUAUUUAUAUAUAUGAUUAUACUGUAUUUAUCAUUUUAAUAACAAAUAUGCUUUAUUCUAGAUAUGGAGAGUUUUCAUACCAUUCUAAGUAUUGUAAGACAACAUAGUGGCAACGUCACUCUGCUGAAGCUGCUAAGUGUUCAUCUGGCCACAGUGAUGAUAUCAAUUGCGUUGUCUCCUGAAAAGCUCCUUUUGAAUCUACGUAAUCCAAAUCUUAUAUAUAACUCGUUUUGGAGUUGGACUGGAUCAUUGUGCGGGUAUUUAUUGUCAACUACCGUGCUUCAAUUCACUGGACAUAGACCUCUUGUAUUUGUUCUAAUGGCUGCUAGUUCACUCUACGUUCUUACACCUGGUCUACUUCUAUUUCGAAUAGCGACAUCAUUUCUAUUUGGUCUUGGAGUUCCUGCCAUAUAUUCACUGGCCUUACACUUAAUUAAACCUGCUGCUAUGAUGUAUGGACGUGAAGACUUUAGCCAUAGAAUCGUAUGCUCUAUUACUGGCUGCUUUUUUUUCGGGCAUACACUGCUAAAUAUACUAAGACUAGUUUCUGCCUAUCAGGAACCGACCACACGAAGCUACCAGAUUGAAGACUGUGUGUUGGGUCUUACAUCAGGACAUCCAUGGUUUAAUUACAAUUUUCCCCCAAGCCUUAUCAACCCAGUCAAAAUGGAAACCGUUAUAUUAGUUGUCACAAUUGCUUCCAUAAUUGCUCUUUUGAAAUAUGCCUGUGAUAGCCACGAUCAUAGUUUCGAUACUUCUAGCGGGAAGGCAGUUGCCGAAAAAAUAUUAAUGGGUGCUGCAGCGCCAUACAUUAUGUUCAAUUAUAUUUUGUCUGGUCCUUUGAUUGCUUACUGUGGAAUUCAAUCUACCAUUUCAUUCUUUGGCUUAUCCAGCGACUAUCUAGCCGAUCGUACGCCAGAAGAACUGAUAUGGUUUCAACUUGUUCGUUCAUUCGCAGCCUCAGUCUCCUGUUUAGUAUUCGCUCUCAUUCCAAAGUUUGUGUCAUCAUCCACGAGCAUGUUUAUUUGUCUAGUUACAUACAUUGUAUCGUUCUAUUACGAUGUAUCAUUCCCUAAACAUCACAAUUAUGAAUUGGUCCUUAUGUUUGCGAUUUAUGGUUUUGCUUUUGGUGGAUCAUUCGUCAACUUGAUGGUAGACGGAUGUAAGAGAUACCCAGGCCAUUGGUGUGCCAUAGUUGGCUUUCAUUUUUUGUGCUUUGCAAUCGGUCAAGGUGUUGGUACAUUUAUUACAGUGAGGGUAUGCGCCUACUACACGCACGUCCCAUGCUGGAUAAUAUUUAUCCUCAGUCUAGUUGCUUAUAUUGAGGGAAGACUUCAUUACAAUUAUUUUUUUAAGAAACGAUUUGAAAAGGGUCUCUUAACACCCUUUCACAUCGUAACCAACGGUAUCUUUAGAUUGCCUGAGGAUCCACCGUCACCACCCAAAUAUGAAGAUAUCUGUCAAAACGACGUCGAAGAGGAUGAAAGUUCCUUGUGA